Messenger RNA from Arachis ipaensis, 726 nucleotides. The record is from RefSeq and is a predicted model, not a curated record. Lineage: Eukaryota; Viridiplantae; Streptophyta; Magnoliopsida; Fabales; Fabaceae.
AUGGCGAUUGGGAGGAGUCAUACAACGAGUUUCUUCGUUGGUUAUUCGCUAUGCAGAUGCACUUGCCCGAUAAAAUUUAUUUCAUUAUGGUUAUUCGCUAUUAAAAAAUACACCAUCUACAAUAUGCUAACUGAAAAUGGGUCUUUAGGUACUUGGGUGCAACUUGUGACACAGCAUUGGCCUGGUUCUGCCGACACAAUAAUGUUUCAUCGGAUUUUUUGGACAUUUUCACCGUGUGUUAAGGCUUUCAAGCAUUGCAAGCCACUUAUUUCUAUUGAUGACACCCACUUAUAUAGUAAAUACGGUAGGACGUUGCUGAUGGCCAUAUCUCAAGAUGGUAACGCAAACAUUUUGCCUAUUGCAUUUGCCGUUGUUGAGGGUGAGACGAAGGAUGGAUGGUCGUUCUUUCUUUCAUAUCUGUGGCAACAUGUGACACCACAACCCGGUAUCUUAGUGAUUUCAGACAGACACAAAUCAAUUGAUGGUGCGUUGAACGUCGAGGGAAGAUUAUGGAAACCACCUCAUGCCUUUCAGGCAUUUUGUACAAGACAUAUUGCUGCCAACUUCAUGACUCACUUCAAGAACAAGGACUUGAAGAAGGUUCUGGUUAACGCAGCGUAUUCGAAGUCGCAGCAUGAGUUCACUCAUUAUUUUGGCCGUCUAAGGAGCAAAAAUGUAGCAAUCACAAAUUGGCUUGAAGAAAUGCUACGGCCACAGUGGGCAUAG